AUGAAAAACUUGGAGAACAGCGUGGAUAUUUCGCAGCCGAAAUUCGAUCAGUCGACGUACAUGGGCCGUGUCAGGCACUUUAUCGCGGCUGUCUCCCCCCUCACCCUAUUUGCUUCGGCCGAUCGUCUCCAGGAUGCCCACAAAGACGUUCUCGCUGUCCAGGAACGUGUCCAGAAAUCCCCCGGUGGUGUAUUCGUUAAGCCUGAGGACGCGCAGAAGUAUUGGAAGAACAAGCAGCUCGUAGACAGCUCUAUACAUCCGGACACCGGCGAGCCUAUAGUACUUCCAUUUAGAAUGUCAGCAUUCAUGCCUACCAAUUUGAUCAUUAUCGGCGGUAUGCUCGCACCUAAUCCCUCUCUCGGAUCUGUCAUUUUCUGGCAGUGGAUGAACCAAUCACUCAAUGUCUGCGUCAAUUCAGCCAAUGCGAACAAAUCCACUCCACUAUCCACAAAAGAACUCGCCAUGUCUUACCUCGCAGCCACAGCGUCGUCUGUCGGCAUAGCAGUGACCUUAACCAAGGGGGUUCCCAAGCUGAAUGUCUCGGCAGCCACCAAAGCCUCACUCGGGCGCAUGGUACCAUUCGUAUCAGUUGUCACAGCCGGAUGCGUGAACAUUGCCGCUAUGCGCUACAAGGAGAUGCGCGACGGGAUAGCGGUGACGACGAGUGAAGUAGACGGGGAGCCUCUACCAGAUAACCAGAAAACCACACUAGACGCCUCCUCACGCAUUGCGGGUGCUGUGGCAGUAUCGCAAACGGCAGCUAGCAGAGUCUUUACUAACAUCCCCACACUUAUCUUCGUCCCUCUCAUCCAGGCUGCGUUGACCAAGAGAGGUGCAUUCGCUGGUAAACGCGGACCUUUACUGGAACGUAUCGUGUCGCUGGGUCUUGCCGGGACAAGUAUGAUAGUGUUUUUGCCUCCAGCUAUCGCCGUCUUCCCCCAGAAAGCUACUCUUGGUGCGGAUACCGUCUUUGGGGAGGACGCACCGACGGAUGAGAAAGGCAGGAGAGUUACGCGGGUGGAAUUCAAUAGAGGUCUCUAA
Molecule: messenger RNA, 1041 nt
Organism: Wallemia ichthyophaga EXF-994
Lineage: Eukaryota; Fungi; Basidiomycota; Wallemiomycetes; Wallemiales; Wallemiaceae
Exons: 8
Coding region: 1-1041 (346 amino acids)
Biological process (GO): mitochondrial transmembrane transport; monoatomic ion transport
Cellular component (GO): mitochondrial inner membrane
Molecular function (GO): monoatomic ion transmembrane transporter activity
Source: RefSeq, a predicted model, not a curated record